GGAGAAGCAACAACAGGAUACGAUCCAAGUACAGAUCAUGAUUGGCUAUUAGGAGAAAUACAACUUUGGAUAUUCAAAAAUAUUUGGAAUAAAUGGUCAUCUAUUGCUAGGAGACACUCUGCUGCUAAUUGUACAUUACUGGAGACAUUUUCUGCUCAGUUUAGUGGCUAUGGGGCCCCACAGGCAUUGGUGGCAACGGUGCUGCAGGAGGUGCAGCGCAGCAGGAGACAGCGUAGCGAGGCAACCCAAGCAACAGCAGCAGCAGCAGCACAAGCAGCAGCAGCAGCAGGAUUGACUACAGCAGCAGCACCAACAGAAGACACCGCGCUGCUCCCUGAGGACCUUAACAAAUGGACAUCUGAUGAUGCUAUGGAACUGGUAAAGACAUUCGUAAAGAUUCGUUUUCCUUUUGUUUUAGUCCUUAACAAAUGUGACGCGGGAGGAGACGUGGAUAAGAAUGUGUUACGUUUUUCAUCAAAAUUUCGUGAUAGUCCUCUUGUCUUAACAAGUGCAUUAGCUGAAUGUUUCCUACAAAAAUUAAAGCAACAGAAAUUGAUAUGUUAUGAUUCAAGUACUGGUAUAGCUUAUUGUAGUGAGGACCUAAAAGGACCAAAUAAAAAAAGAAUAAAAGAAGAAGAAAUAAAAAAAAUAAAAGAAUUAAAUAUUAUAGAUAAUAAGGCAUAUAAUAGAUUAGAAAAAGUUAGGGAUCUUAUGUUAUUUAGGCAUGGAAGUACUGGAGUUAUUGAGGCAAUUCGUGUAGCAGUAGAGGUAUUAGGUAACCGUUUUGCUGUAUAUCCAGUAAAAACAUUACAAUUAACAACAACAGAUAAGAAAGGAAGGGGACACUUCCAUGAGUGUCUCCUUAUUAAACAAGGAACUACGUAA
Molecule: messenger RNA, 885 nt
Organism: Eimeria maxima
Lineage: Eukaryota; Apicomplexa; Conoidasida; Eucoccidiorida; Eimeriidae
Product: GTP-binding protein, putative
Exons: 6
Cellular component (GO): cytoplasm
Molecular function (GO): ATP hydrolysis activity
Source: RefSeq, a predicted model, not a curated record